AUAGCGAUGCCACCAGCAUUGAUACCCGCUGCUAGUAACAACAUCAUUGAAGAGAGUAAUCCUAACUUGUAUGUCAUUUUAAGCCUUGGGUAUGAAUGAUUGUAAGUUUAGGUAAUUGUAGAAGAAGGAAAGCAAGCACCUUGGAGGGCACUGCGUGGAAUCCUCUUUCAGCAGACACUUAAUUGGUUGAACUCGUUGGAAAGCUUCUGUCUAGUAGCCAGGUGUGUCAUGUAUUUUGUCUGUAUCUUGUUAUAUGCAUUAUAAAUUUAAAAAAGCCAUUUUAUGAUUUCUUAAUCCUAUGUAUCAAACAAAUUUGUCUUUGUGCUAUUGUCCCUGAGGUGUGGUAUUACGAAUAUAUUCAAGUAUAUUACUUUGAUCACCUUCUCUUGAGAAUGCUAUAUUGUACUUUAUGGCAUUUACAUAGCUUGUAGAUUGUAGGAGACAAUAAUCAACAAAAUUAUAUCCAUCCCGUAUGUGAUACCUGGUUAUUUGAAAUUUGUUGGCCCUCCCUCCCUCAAAUCUUAUCCCUAGAGUAUUGUUCAAUAUUUACAGUUUCCACUCACUCACCAUAUGCAUUUUAUAGUAUACUAAUCUAUCAAUGUAGCCAGUAAUCUAUCACACGAGUUUAUCUCAACCAUAGUGAACUUGCAUCAUAUAAGAUACCAAUGGAACACUGUCCGUAUUAAAAUUAGAGUAAAUUACUGAAAUCGUCCCUAUGGUUUUGUCAAAAUUACACGUUUGGUCCCUAACUUUUUUUUUGCACUCGGAUCGUCCUAGUGGCUUGAUUUUGUUGCGUUUUUCGUCCCUUACAUACAUAAAGUUAGGGACCAAACGUGCAAUUUAGACCAAACCAUAGGGACGAAAAACGCAACAAAAUCAAACCAUAGGGACGAUCCGAGUGCAAAAAAAAAAGUUAGGAACCAAACGUGUAAUUUUGACCAAACCAUAGGGACAAUUUCAGUAAUUUACUCUUAAAAUUAUUAAAAAAAAUUACUUCAGCAUUAGGUUUUAGAGUUUAAAGGAAUUUAUCAGUUUAACCGGUAAUCGCACAUGAUGACAAUGAGAAUCAAAUAAGAUGGUCUUGUUCUAUUUUGUGGCCCCGGCCCCAUAUACAGGACAUUACCUAAAAUUAUUUGCAAAAACAAAGUUUGGUUGUGGAUUUCAAGCCACUUCCUAGAAUCCUAUGUAACAAUACAUAUAGCUAGUGUCAAUCAACAAUGAUCAAAGUUUAUCAGAGUCAAAGAUGUUAUUUUGGAUAACACAAUAUAUUGAAAGGCUAGCAGGAUAAAGAAGUUUAACUAUUUCUCAAUAAGACAAAUCAAAUACAAACAACAUUUCAUAUUAUUGUUGAUUAUUGUCUCCAACAAGGCAACAAUUUACCAGUCCAUGGCAUACAUACAGGACAACAGAGCAUUAUGAAGAGAAUUUAGUCACAACGAAUAUAUUUAUAUUAGUUCAUACGAUCAUAGGUCAAUGCCAAUAACAAAGGAAAAAACUUGAUUGUAUCAAUUUACCCACUAAAUUAUUAUUAAAAAAUUAAUAAUUUAGUGGCUAAAGUGAUAAUAUGGUGAAAUUGCAUUGUGAUUUUCUGUAUUUUGCCCGCAAAAUUUGGUUUUUUUUAAAACGGUAAAAAAGUAUAAUGGUUCAAUCAUUAAGAGUCUAAAAAACCGAAUUUUGUCCGAGAUUAAAAAACCGUAAUAUAUUUCAUUUUAGAAGACGGAUCUCAAUUUAAUGUGGCAGACAACAAGAAACAGAUAACCCCUUAAGAUAAUUCAACCAAUCAUUCAUGUGUCCACUUCAAGAUAAUUCAACAGAGUGCCUUACAAGGUGCUUAAUCCCUUAAGUAAUUCAAAGACAUUAGCAGAAAAAUACGCCUUUCACUAUUAUAUAAAUGGAACUUGUAUUUUGUAUCAGAAACCACACAUUUAACUCAAACUGUAGUGUUAAUUCGGUAACAAAGCAACAAUGACAUUCUAUUCAGCAUGUUCUCUGGCAAUUUUGGCCUCAUUUCUAGCAGCACUAGUGGUGGGCUCUAAUGCUGGUGGGAUUUCAAUUUAUUGGGGCCAAAAUGGAAAUGAAGGAACUUUAUCUGACACUUGUAGCACAGGAAACUACGAAUAUGUAAAUAUAGCGUUUCUUUGGACAUUUGGCAAUGGGCGCACACCAAGGAUGGACUUAGCUGGCCACUGUGAUCCCUAUAGCAAUGGAUGCACCAAGUUAAGCUCUGACAUCAAGUCAUGUCAAGCAAAAGGUGUCAAAGUUAUGCUAUCUAUCGGAGGUGGGAUAGGCAGCUACUCCAUUGCCUCCAAGGAAGAUGCUCAGGAAGUUGCUACCUACCUAUGGGACAACUUUUUAGGUGGAGAAACAACUAGUAUUCGUCCACUUGGCAACACGUCAUUGGAUGGAAUUGAUUUUGACAUAGAAUCAGGCGGAAGUCAACACUGGGAUGAUCUUGCAAGGUAUCUUUCAGCAUAUAGCACCAAGAGUAAGAAGGUGUACUUAACUGCAGCACCACAAUGUCCUUACCCUGAUGCAUGGUUAGGGGGUGCCCUUCAGACUGGUCUGUUUGACUAUGUUUGGGUUCAGUUUUAUAACAAUCCUCCUUGCCAGUAUUCUGCGAAUAUUACUAAUCUUGAAGAUGGUUGGAAGCAGUGGACUUCUGACAUCCCGGUGUCCAAGAUUUUCUUAGGGCUACCCGCUGCUUCUGAAGCAGCUGGAAGUGGUUUUAUUCCUGUCAAUGAUCUUACUUCCAAAGUGCUUCCAGCAAUUAAGAGUUCGCCUAAAUAUGGAGGUGUGAUGUUAUGGUCUAAGUAUUAUGAUGAUCAAACUGGAUAUAGUGCAUCCAUUAAGAAAUAUGUAUGAUAUUUUAAAGAACCGAUGUUUAUGUAAUUAUUGGUAUAUCCAACUCUUUUGUUAAGAUAUUCAUAUGCAAUUUACUACGCUAGUCAAAAUUUUCAUGGUUAUGUUCUACAUCUCUGCAGAUAGCAACCAUAUAUUGUACAAAAUCCACACAUAUGAUGAUUGUGUUAAAUAA
Lactuca sativa (garden lettuce) is the source of this 3034-nucleotide messenger RNA. RefSeq names its product hevamine-A. Gene Ontology annotation, cellular component: extracellular region. The record is from RefSeq and is a predicted model, not a curated record. Gene Ontology annotation, molecular function: chitinase activity. Lineage: Eukaryota; Viridiplantae; Streptophyta; Magnoliopsida; Asterales; Asteraceae. Gene Ontology annotation, biological process: carbohydrate metabolic process.